Messenger RNA from Metarhizium album ARSEF 1941, 657 nucleotides. Its product is annotated as UPF0326 protein hag1. Gene Ontology annotation, biological process: protein deubiquitination. The record is from RefSeq and is a predicted model, not a curated record. NCBI's taxonomy places the organism in Eukaryota, Fungi, Ascomycota, Sordariomycetes, Hypocreales, Clavicipitaceae. The transcript has 4 exons. The coding region runs from base 1 to 657 and encodes 218 amino acids. Gene Ontology annotation, molecular function: deubiquitinase activity.
AUGUCUGCACCUCGAAAUAGUACAGGUCAAUCUGGGAGCAGACAUAGAUCGACAUUGUCCUUGCAAAAGACAGAGAUCACAAUCCACGUUUACGACCUGCUACCGCCAGGUAGACUCUCGUCAGUUCUCUGGACUGUUGGUGCGUCGUUGCUUCAUUCCGGCGUGGUUGUCAACGGUAAAGAAUAUGCGUACGGUGGCCAUGAUAAGCGCGACGUAACUGGUGUUUACUGGACCAAGCCCAAGACCGAACCUCCCGGUGGCACGUUUCGAUGCGAAAUACUCCAGGGGUUUACCCUUGCCACUCAGGAUGAGAUUGACGUUGCAUUACGCGCUGCGUCGGACGAGUUUCUCGGUACUUCAUACAAUUUGCUGACAAAGAACUGCAAUCACUUCACAUCGUACCUUUGUCAAAAAUUGACUGGCAACUCUGGUCCGGCCUGGCUCAACAGGGCUGCGAAUAUCGGUGUCGCUCUGCCUUGCGUAGUACCUCGAGAAUGGAUUGAACCACCUGAAUACGAAACAGCCGACGGCGAGUUAUUGGAUGACGAUGAGGAGGUUGCUGAUGAGUCUUCGCCCUUCCGGCAGCAGAACGAGCUCCGCGAUAGCUACGGCCUGUCGCUUUAUCUCCUUGAACUCGAGGGCGCAUUCAUUGCCUAA